Molecule: messenger RNA, 3096 nt
Organism: Acaromyces ingoldii
Lineage: Eukaryota; Fungi; Basidiomycota; Exobasidiomycetes; Exobasidiales; Cryptobasidiaceae
Exons: 4
Coding region: 1-3096 (1031 amino acids)
Source: RefSeq, a predicted model, not a curated record
AUGACGAUGAUGCGUAUCACCAAGGACAUGGUGGGCGUCGUCCUGGGUCAGAUGACGAACCAUGGUCCAUUCCCCGACUCGAUUCUCCAAGAGAUGCAGGGCGAUCCUCAGGGCGCUUCUGCCCAGGCGCUUCGACACCUCGACAGCUUCACCCACGCCCACUUUGCCUUCUACAUGCCUGCCAAUUACUUUAUCCAGAAUGCGGCCGCGGGCAGCUGGGUUGCUCUGCUCAUUGUUCUUGGAGCCGCUAUUUUGACAAAGAGGAUUUUCGACAAGGCCUUUUGGCUCUUCAAGUUUCAGCGAAGGUCGGAGGGCGUCUACAUUCCAAAUGCGCUCAACACCUUUCUGCUCUUCGAAGGGUGCUUUGCCCUCAUUUGGAUCGUAUUCAUCACCAUGCAGUAUCUAUCAUACGAUCGGCAUCGUGAUAGUCUUCAACACCAUCUCGGCGUCUUCAACCUCAUAAUUUGGUGGCCGCUGUGGAUCGGUGCCUUUUUCGCCGGAUGGGGUUCCUUCUACACGGCCCCCGGCGCCCUUGAUAAAGGGCCGCUGAGCUCGAGCCGGUUGGGACGUUUUGUACCACGUCCGCUCCUUGUCAACAUCUUCUGCUUGGGCACGCCCAUCCUCCUCAUCAUUUCUCUUAUCCCUUCGAUCGUCUUGACGCAGAGAAGCCUCGGCCGCGCCAUCGACAUCUAUGACGUCUUUCGCAAAGACAUUCUUGCUGCCGCGGCCUCCGCAUCGCCUCUGGUCUCGAGAGAUACGGCCGACAUGUUCUUGCAGAGAGCCAGCGAUAUCUGGCAGAUGCAGACAAGGACACAUUACUACAUGUCAAUUGGCUAUGCCAUCUGGCCUGUCUGGGCAGGCCUCUUUCUACUCUUUUACAUUCCUGCUGGUGGCUAUCUGGCCUGGCUUGUUUUCAACCAGGUUCGCCGUCAACGGGCACUGCUCAUCGACCUCGACCGCAAGCAGCGAGAGACGAUGAAGAAGGAGCCUCGGGAGGAAGACGGCCCUGCGCCCCUCGUUUUGGCAAAUGCUGCUGGUCCCGGUCAAGUGCCCCUCUUGUUCCAGCCCCUUUCAUCGUCGCAAGAGUUGGGAGAGGAAGCUCUCACGGUGGUCGGUGAAGGAGAAUGGCCCAUGCACCAACAGCCAAGGCACCAACAGCCGGAGACAAAGGGUCAAAUGCAGCAGCAGCAGCAGCAGCUACAGCAGCCAUUUGCUUCACCACCCGUAACACCUUCGACGGCCGUGACAAAUUCGGACAACUCCGAAGGUCACGAAGUCUUCUUUCCUGCACUUAAGCCCGAAGUGCAAAAGAGGGCGACGCGCAAGGUGACGCAGAGAAACGGCACGCCGGCCUCUCGCUAUCGUUACCUGCGGCGAUGUUUUGUCAACCUCACCGUCCUUUACGUCAGCAUCGUCCUGGCUGCGGCUGUCUACCUGGCCGUGUCUGCGUCGUUGGCUCGUUACCUUUACGAGAUGAGCAUUCGUGGACCAGAAGACAUCACCAACCUCGUCUAUGCCGUCUGUCUGGCUACGGCGUGGUGCAACGUAACAUUCGGGACGGCUACCUUCUUUGCCAUCUUUUCAAGGUUUCUCGAUCCAGCCAACGCACCUUAUCGCGAAGAUGACUUCUCCUCCAAGGGGCAAGGACACAAGCGUUCGCCCUUUGCCUUUCGUGCGGGGACUGGAGGAUCCAAGACCUUGGCUGGCCCAAGCCCUCACGACAAGACCAGGACUUUGCCCGCCGUUCCGGAGAGCGUGGGCCAGACGAUUGAUUCGACAUUGCAGUCGGUGUCGAUCUCGAGAAGCGCAUGGGAUCAGCAGCAGCAGCAAGCCCCGGACGGCAAACCAAGAGCAAAGACGAUGAUGAGCUUCCGCAUCAUGAGGGAUGCUGGUCGCUCUGGAGCCCUUUUGCUUCGGCCGACGGGCGACCAAUUGGCCAGCCAGGCCUCUUUCGGGCAGCCAGAUUCUGCCAAUGUAUCGACGCACGGAAGACCGAGCGCGGACGAGUCAGGUGCUAACACGCCAAGAAUGGCAGCAAAGCGCAAAAAGUCGCGCACCAAUCGACAUCGCGGCGUAGGCGAUGAGGCAUCCUCUUCCUUCAUCAUGGAGGAGUACGCAUCACAGACGAGCUCAGCUAGAUCCUAUCGCGAAGGUCGGACCGUCUACUACCCUACGCCCUUUGGACCAAUGCCUGCUCCAGCGCCCCCAGAACCGAACCCUCUUCCACCGGAGAGAUCGCCACCUCGAACGCCAAUUCGGGCCGACAUGCCCGGAAGCCCGGCAGGAACAUCUUCACCUGGCAGCAACGAGAGCUCGGAACAGCAUCAGAGAAAGCACAAGAGCUCAAAGAGCCUCAGCAAGAGUCGGUCCAACGAGCACACGGAGAUCUUGGGCGAUCUGUUGCUUCUGCAGAAGAAGACUCGGUCGCCCACAGGUCCCUCGUCAGCUGGCUCGGCAGUGGCUGCAUCAGCUGCUUCGGGUGGAAUGCCCAGGACACCGAGCUUGUCGUCCAACAAUGUUUCGCCUUUUCUCAGCACCCCUCCGAGAAAGGAGCGAAGCGCCUGGGUAGCCAGAGAAUGGGCGAAUCAGCCAGGGUCUUCGAGCCAUUGGUCGACUCUUCCCCAGCCUCCUCAACCCUCAUCACCAACCGCUCGCUCGUCUUCUGCAUCUCUUGUCACGAGCCCCUCCCUCCCUUCCGCUCUUGGAUUUAAUCGAGCCACCAGCACGCCCCACAUGAGAAGCUCGGCUCCCUCUCCCGGCGAGUUCCACACACCACCAUCCUCGCAGACAGAGCUCGAUCCGCUCUCGAAUGGCAAUCAGUCGUUUGACGUCGCCAUUGCCCACUAUGGAAAUGCCCUCCUUCCAUUCUGCACGAUCCGAGUCUGCAAAUUGGUCUCCGUCAAUGAUCAAGCUGAGCCCCAGGCACUCGAAGAGGGAAUCGCUUGGGGAGCCUGCUCCGCCGCCAGCCAAUCCGAUUCCAGCCGCACCUCGACAAUCGGUGUCUGUGACCCCAUCUUCUUCAUGGUCACCAGGAGCCGGAGGAGGUCUUGGUCUAGCGCAUCUGAGGAGGGGCUCGUCUACUCAGCUGAACCCUGA